Messenger RNA from Labrus mixtus (cuckoo wrasse), 2936 nucleotides. It is a transcript of the gene slc1a8b, whose product is annotated as solute carrier family 1 member 8b. The transcript is spliced from 11 exons. The record is from RefSeq and is a predicted model, not a curated record. Lineage: Eukaryota; Metazoa; Chordata; Actinopteri; Labriformes; Labridae. Gene Ontology annotation, molecular function: L-glutamate transmembrane transporter activity; neutral L-amino acid transmembrane transporter activity; glutamate:sodium symporter activity. Gene Ontology annotation, cellular component: plasma membrane. Bases 1043 to 2725 code for a protein of 560 amino acids. Gene Ontology annotation, biological process: L-glutamate transmembrane transport.
UACAAUUGUUUGUGGGUGUCCCUUGUGUUUGUUGAUUGUGCUUCCUGCAUUGUUAAAGACAAGGAUUAGACAUUAUUGGAUUGGUUACAGGUGACGUGGGGAGACAUUGUUGGACAGUGAGAGUUGGAUUUGUUCCCGAGUCCUCAUGUACUCUGUGACGCAAGCAGACGUAGGUUGACUGCAGAAAUAAAGAGACAUGCAAACUAAAAGCAGGAAUAGACGGUUAAAUAAUGCUGCUGCUAACAAUGGAGGGCCGUGAUUUCUGCUAACAGGCACUAUGUCACUGUGUUUUCCCAUGUUCUUUCUUUGGAUUAUUUUCUUCUAAUUACUGGACGUGAUUCUACCUUUUACAGUUUUACUUCUGCUGACAUACACGUUACAUAAAUAUGUCCUUAAAAGUAAAAUAAAAAUCAGUUGUCAUUCAAAUAGAAACAUUUUUUCGCACAACACCUUUUAUCUUGUUCAGAUGAACCUCAUUUAUUCUACUUUUCAAUCCCUUUUUUCUUUGUGUGUGAUCGCAUUGACAGAUAAAACAUAAACACAAUGACUAGAGAAUGUAGAAUCUAAAUGUAAGAAGAAUUUGGUGUUGACCUUGACCUAUGAACCAUGUCCAUAUUAAAGCCAAAUGCAUGUCACUGAGUUCAACAUUCAAGUACCUGUAUUAUGAAUGGGAUGACUGAAAGGCAUUGAGUAGUAAUAACUCAUAAUGCGCUAUAACGAGAAGGAGCUUAUCAGUGCUGAACUCUUGUCUCCAGCCUCUUCAAUAAGCCUAAGUGCCCGUGGAGGACUUGUUGUUAGCAUGAGAUAGGGAUAAUCCUUUUAGGCAAUGUCUUAGGAAUAAGACUGUCAAUACUUCCUCUCUCAGACUGGAGGAGCUCCUCAGUGAGACAGGACAGACGUUUGAUCUCUUUCAGUGGAAGUUCUUCUCCACCUCGGGAUCUUGUUGGAUACAAACCGAGAGACUUCACUCACCAGGAGAUUCAGAUAUCAUUUUCAUUCAGGGGGGAGGGGGGGUCUGUCCGCAUACGGACUGAGUCUAAAAAUGAUGGAGGGCUUGAAGAAGAUGUUGAACAACAUGGUGUCGCUUAAAGUCCGGGCGUAUGUGAAGGACUACUGCAAGAGGAACGGCCUGCUGACACUGUCAGUCAUUGCUGUAGUGACUGGCUGUGUGCUUGGAUUUCUCCUCAGGUCACUCAACCUUUCCACACAGGCUAAGAUCUACUUCUCCUUCCCUGGAGAACUGCUGAUGAGAAUGUUAAAGAUGUUGAUUCUACCUCUCAUCACCUCCAGUCUUAUGUCCGGCUUGUCAGCCAUGGACACCAAGGCAAGUGGCCGGCUGGGGGUCCUGACCAUCACCUACUACCUGUGGACGACCUUCAUCGCUGUCAUCGUUGGCAUCGUCCUGGUGCUCAUCAUUCAUCCGGGGACGGGCUCAGAGAAAGAAGGCCACCACGCAAGCUCAGGGCCUGUAAUGACCUCCGCUGACGCUCUUCUGGACCUCAUCAGGAACAUGAUCCCCUCAAACCUGAUCGAAGCCACUUUCCAGCAGUAUCGCACAGACCUGGUUCCCAUUGUUCAGAACUCAGAUGUAAAAGAUUCUCAGGCCAACUAUGUGUACGUCAUGCCCGACUAUCACAACCCUCAACUGGGUCACCCAGUCUUCCUGGAGAUCACCCCGGCUCCUGACAUCAAGUAUAAAAUCGUCCCCAGCACCAGCAAGGGCAUGAACGUCCUUGGGAUUGUCAUCUUCUCGGCCACUAUGGGUCUGCUGCUGGGGAAGAUGGGAGAACGUGGAGCGCCACUGGUCAAUGUUUGCCAGUGCAUCAACGAGUGCGUCAUGAAGAUCAUUAAUGCUGCCAUGUGGUACUUUCCCUUUGGCAUUGUGUUCCUAGUGGCAGGAAAGAUCCUGGACAUGCAAGAUCCCGCCGACCUGGGUGAGAAGCUGGGCAUGUACUUCAUCACAGUCCUGUCUGGAUUGUUUGUGCACGGCCUCAUCCUGCUGCCUCUCUUCUACUUCUUCUUCACCCGCAAAAACCCCUUCCCCUAUAUCAGAGGGUUGCUGCAGGCUCUUGUUAUUGCUCUGGCCACAUCAUCCAGCUCAGCCACGUUGCCCAUCACCAUGAAGUGCCUGCUUGAGAACUGUGGUGUGGACCGGCAGAUUGCUCGUUUUGUACUGCCAGUGGGAGCCACAAUCAACAUGGACGGGACAGCCCUGUACGAGGCAGUGGCGGCCAUCUUUAUAGCACAGGUCAACGAGUAUGACUUGGACUUUGGUCAGCUCGUCACUAUCAGUAUAACAGCAACAGCUGCCAGCAUCGGUGCAGCUGGGAUACCUCAAGCGGGUCUUGUUACCAUGGUGAUUGUCCUGACUUCAGUGGGGUUACCACCUGCCGACAUCUCCCUGAUUGUCGCCAUCGACUGGGUUCUCGAUCGCUUCAGGACGAUGAUUAAUGUUCUCGGUGAUGCCUUGGCUGCUGGGAUUAUGGCUCAUUUAUGUAGGAAGGACUUUGAGAAAGCAGAAACCCCUUCUCCACCCACUCCCACUGCUGAUGAUGAUAAUGGAGGGGGCCCCCACCGGAGGGACACAGUAAUCUCCUUCGGUAAUCAGAGUGUGGCGUUUUCUGAUGCUCCUUUGAUCACACACCGCUGCGAUUACGUGUUUGAGGUGGACGGAGAGAAUGUGAUGGAGAGACCUCUGGCCUGCUACAAUCUCUGUCAAGUCUGACACACUUAAACAAAAAUGGCCAGCAAAUGAUACUGCCUUCAAAAGCACAAGACUUGCCUCACUUGAGACUAUAAGGGACCAUCAUCUGAGGCUCUGAAAAAUCCGGUUUUGGUAAUAACCUGUUUCAGCCCUACAUGAGACCAUGGAUGGAGUACAUUGUAGUGUCAGGAUUUAGCGGCUUGAAUGGAUUUUCACUGUGCCAUGCUGAAAA